AUGCCAUUUGGGUGCCUUGCCCUGCGAGAUGGGCGGAACUUAGACAACAUCUCUGAUGUCACCGACAAGUACGAGAUUGGACAGGUCCUCAAAGCGUAAGCACCAUGUAAUACUAUAGACACCAUAGACAUUAGUAGAGGGUUGGCCACGCCAGCCACCCUUGCAAUAGGCUAAGGGCUAUUGGUGUCCCAAAUGGCACCCUAUUCCCUAUAUAGUGCACUACUUUUGACCAGAUCCCUAUGGGCCCUUGUCAAAAGUAGUGCACUACAUUUGGGACGUAGUCUAAAUGUAACGGAAUUCACCUCCAUACAGUGCAUUCGGAAAGUACUCAGCCCCCUUUACUUUUUCCACAUUUUGUUACAUUUACAUUUUACAUUUUAGUCAUUUAGCAGACGCUCUUAUCCAGAGCGACUUACAGUUAGUGAGUGCAUACAUGUUUUUUUGUUUGUUUUGUUUUUUGUCAUACCGGCCCCCCGUUGGAAACGAACCCACAUCCCUGCCGGCCAAACCCUCUCAUACCUUGGACGACGCUGGACCAAUUGUGCGCCGCCCAUGGGCGUUACAGUAUUAUUCUAAAAUUGAUAAAAUUGUUUUUUUCCCCUCAUCAAUCUACACACAAUACCCCAUAAUGACAAAGCAAAAACAGCUUUUUAUAAAUGUUUGCAAAUUUAUUAAAAACAAAAAACUGAAAUAUCAAAUUUACAUAAAUAUUCAGACCCUUCCAACUUACUUUGUUGAAGCACCUUUGGCAGCGAUUACAGCCUCGAGUCUUCUUGGGUAUGACACUACGCCUGUAUUUGGGGAGUUUCUCCCAUUCUUCUCUGCAGAUCCUCUCAAGCUCUGUCAGGUUGGAUGGGGAGCGUUGCUGCACAGCUAUUUUCAGGUCUCUCCAGAGAUGUUCGAUCAGGUUCAAGUCCAGGCUCUGGCUGGGCCACUCAAGGACAUUCAGAGACUUGUCCCGAAGCCACUCCUGCGUUGUCUUUGCUGUGUGCUUAGGGUCGUUGUCCUGUUGGAAGGUAAACCUUCGCCCCAGUCUGAGGUCCUGAGCAGUCUGGAGCAGGUUUUCAUCAAGGAUCUCUCUGUACUGUGCUCCGUUCAUCUUUCCCUCGAUCCUGACUAGUCUCCCAGUCCCUGUCGCUGAAAAACAUCCCCACAGCAUGAUGCUGCCACCACCAUGCUUCACCAUAGGGAUGGUGCCAGGUUUCCUCCAGACAUGAAGCUUGGCAAACUCCAAGUGGGCUGACAUGUGCCUUUUACUGAGGAGUAGCUUCCGUCUGGCCACUCUACCAUAAAGGACUAAUUGCUGGAGUACUGCAGAGAUGGUUGUCCUUCUGGAAGGUUCUCCAAUCUCCACAGAGGAACUAUGGAGCUCUGUCAGAGUGACCAUCAGGUUCUUGGUCACCUCCCUGACCAAGGUACUUCUCCCCCGAUUGCUCAGUUUGGCUGGGCGGCCAGCUCUAGGAAGAGUCUUGGUGGUUCCAAACGUCUUGGGGACCUUCAAUGCUGCAGAAAUGUUUUGGUACCCUUCCCUAGAUCUGUGCCUCGACCCAAUCCUGUCUCGGAGCUCUACGGACAAUUCCAUCGACCUCAUGGCUUGGUUUCUGCUCUGACAUGCACUGUCAACUGUGGGACCUUAUAUAGACAGGUGUGUGCCUUUCCAAAUCAUGUCCAAUCAAUUUAAUUUACCACAGAUGGACUCCAAUCAAGUUGUAGAAACAUCUCAAGGAUGAUCAAUGGAAACAGGAUGCACCUGAGCUCAAUUUCGAGUCUCAUAACAAAGGGUCUGAAUACUUAUGUAAAUACGGUAUUUCUGUUUUUUUUGCUAAAAAUUAUAAAAACCUGUUUUCGCUUUGUCAUUAUGGGGUAUUGUGUGUAGAUUGAUGAGGAAAUGUUUUUAUUUCAUACAUUUUAGAAUAAGGCUGUAAAGAAAACAAAAUGUGGAAAAAAUUCAAGGGGUCUGAAACUUUCCGAAUGCACUGUAUGCAGCAGCUGUUCCUCAAACAGUGUUUCAUUUCAUUUAGUUUCCCAGUUCCUCCCCCCCCCCCUCCCCUCCUCUCUCCUCCCCCCUCCCCUCCUCUCUCCUCCCCCCCUCCCCCUCCUCUCUCCUCCCCCCUCCCCUCCUCUCUCCUCCCCCCUCCCCUCCUCUCUCCUCCCUCCUCCCCUCCUCUCUCCUCCCCCCUCCCCUCCUCUCUCCUCCCCCCUCCACUCCUCUCUCCCCCCCCCCUCCCCUCCUCUCUCCUCCCCCCCUCCCCUCCUCUCUCCUCUCUCCUCCCCCCUCCCCUCCUCUCUCCUCCCCCCUCCCCUCCUCUCUCCUCCCCCCUCCCCUCCUCUCUCCUCUACCCUGUAGUUCUGGACUCCUCUUCUGUAAAUUAACUGAACUAGGUAGGACAUGCUGUCAGAAAGCUGUGAGAAUCUGAUGCCUGCUGCACUGACCGGCUUAUGACCGACACACAGCUCAGUGUGCUGCCAUAUGGCAACACCAACAUCUGGACUUUUAUAUAACACACACACACACACACGUACUGCACACACACACACACACACACACACACACACACACACACACACACACACACACACACACACACACACACACACUGCACACACACACACUGCACACACACACACACACACACACACACAUACUGCACACACACACACACACACUGCACACACACACACACAGACACACACACACAUACUACACACACACACACACUGCACACACACACACAGACACACACACACACACAAAAACACACACACAUACAUGCUACACACACACACACACUGCGCACACACACACUGCACACACACACACACACACACACUGCACACACACACACACACACACAUACAGUGGGGAGAACAAGUAUUUGAUACACUGCCGAUUUUGCAGGUUUUUCUACUUACAAAGCAUGUAGAGGUCUGUAAUUUUUAUCAUAGGUACACUUCAACUGUGAGAGACGGAAUCUAAAAUAAAAAUCCAGAAAAUCACAUUGUAUGAUUUGUAAGUAAUUAAUUUGCAUUUUAUUGCAUUACAUUCCAUUACAUGAAAUCCAAAUAAAAAUUCAGGUUGUAAUGCAACAAAAUAGGAAAGAUGCCAAGGGGGAUGAAUACUUUUGCAAGGCACUGUAUGUUAUAUAGUGACUAUUUCAAUAACAACUAUUGAAACAUUUCUGAACACUGGAGCUAUAAGUAGGGAGAUUUUUUGUUGUUGUUGGUAUUUUACCCCCUUUUUCGAGGCAUCCAAUUGGUAGUUACAGUCUUGUCCCAUCGAGAGGCAAAGGUCGAGAGUUGUGCAUCCUCCGAAACACAACCCAACCGAGCCUCACUGCUUCUUGACACAGUGCCCGCUUAACCUGGAAGCCAGCCGCCCCAAUGUGCCGGAGGAAACACCAUACACCUGCAGACCGAGUCUUCAUGCACUGCGCCCGGCCCACCACAGGAGUCGCUAGUGCGCGAUGGGACAAGAACAUCCCUGCCCCAUGUGUCUCCCGGUCGCGGCCGGCUGCGACAGAGCCUGGAUUCGAACCAGGAUCUCUAGUGGCACAGCUAGCACUGCGAUGCAGUGCCUUAGACCACUGCGCCACUCGGGAGGCCCUUACAGGGAGAAUUCUGAACACUGGAGCUAUAAGCAUACAGGGAGAAGAUUUCACCAAAUAUGUUUUAUACAGUCAUUAUGUGUCAGGUAAAGGGGAAACCAUAUGUUCAUAUUCUGUAAACCAAGGGUUGAUUAGUGACAUCAUGUGAUGUUGGCAUGGAGACAGGAACUAACACACGUCUUUCUGCUCCUUUGUGGGUGUGGUUGAUUUGUGGGUGUGGUUGAUUUGUGGGUGUGGUUGAUUUGUGGGUGUGGUUUAAGGCUGUUGUGUGUCUCAGAGAUGAAUCCUAACGUCUCUCAUUAACAGUUAAGUUAGGAUUUGCCCGUCAGUGUUUAGUAAUAGUGUUUAGGACCGCGGUGUGUCUCCUGAAUCCUGACUUCCACUUAAGUUUCCUAGUAAUAUUAAUGCAAUGGAAGUCAGGAUUCGUCCGUCAGUAUUUAGGAUGUAUUGUUUAGUAUUUUAUCUCAGGUGUAUAGUAUUCCCUGUAGAGUGUAGAUUGUUAUUGUGUAUCUCUCUCAGGGCAGUAGCAGAGUUGAAGCCACUUUUCAACCUCAUGUUCAUCAUCUCCAGCACCAUACAUGUGUGAAAACGGGGCGUUUCUGUGGUUAGAAAGAUCGGAUUUUCUGCCGGAAAUCACUAAAUCACUGGACCUUUACCACCGGAUCAUCGCAACAAGCUAUCUGCAACCAAAUGGAUGUUGUUGUUGGCUAAUCAGCCUUGAGCUAGCCUCGAGUCAGGCACAUCUCCUGGCUAUCUACCUCUCUGUCAACCGGACGGGACCUCCUAGGGUCGACACGGAGCCCCGCCCAUCCAUCACGACUGGUCUGCCGACGUAAUCGUCUGUGGUUUCAACAGGCUUCCCGUUGCGACGACCACGAAGAUCCAUCUGCUAGCCCCGGUCCGCUAGCACACGCAAACAACAGCCGUGCUUCCUGCUCGCUGUGCUGUAGCAUCAAUUCGAACUGCUCUCGGACUCACAUAUUGCUGUUCACUGGACCUUAUGAUCACUCAGCUGCACAGCUAAUACCUGCUGGACUGUUCCUUUACACGGUACACCAUCCUGUUUAUCUGUUUAGCCUCAGCCCAAACCUUCGUCGCCAUUACCAGUUGUUGUCUUAGCUCUCUCUAAUAACACCUGUGAUUGCUUUAUGCCUCUCUCCCAUGUCAAUAUGCCUUGCCUAUUGCUGUUCCAGUUAGUUCUUAUUAUACAAUUUCACUGUAGAACCCCUAGUCCCUCUCAAACUGCCUCAAAUAGCUCCUUUGUUCCACCCCCCAUACACGCAGAGGCCGGCUCAAUCGGUGCCUCCAGUGAUGCUAUCUCUUUCAUUGUUACCCAACGCUUAGGUUUACCUCCACUGUACUCAUAUCCUUCCAUAUCCUUGUCUGUACAUAAUGCCCUGAAUCUAUUCUACAACGGCCGGAAAUCUGCCCCCUUUAUUCUAUGUACCCAACGCACUAGAAGACCAGUUCUUAAAGCCUUUAGCCGUAUCCUUAUUCUAGUCCUCCUCUGUUCCUCUGGUGAUGUAGAGGUUAACCCAGGCCCUGCAGCCCCCAGUAUCACUCCUACUCCCCAGGAGCUAUCCUUUGUUGACUUCUGUAACCGUAUGUAGUAACUUGACAAGGAAUGCCCACACGCAUUUCAAUAUUACUUUCCUUUACUUUCAACCCAAUAAAUAGAAGGUACCAAAACAGCAGAACGAUGCAGCCCACUCAACCUGUGGUAGAAUCACAUUGUGCAGAUCUGACUCUUGGUGAUGACAUCAUCAAAGGGGAAAAGGUCACGGUCAAUGCCAAUAAUAACCAUGCACACAUGAAUAGCAAUCAUACUAUACUGCAGGCAAGUUACAACACAUAUUCAAUGUAAUUAUUUAUAUAGCGUCCACACUAUAACACCGUAAAAGCCUUGUUUUUCUGCACGUUAAAAUCAGAAGCCUCCUCCCCAAGUUUGAGUUAUUCACUGCGUUAGCACACUCCGCCAACUCUGAUGUUCUAGCAGUGUCUGAAUCCUGGCUUGGGAAGGCCACCAAAAAUGCUCCAACUACAACAUUUUCCGUCUAGAUAGAAUUGCCAAAGGGGGCGGAGUUGCAAUCUACUGUAGAGAUAGCCUGCAGAGCUCUAUCAUACUAUCCAGGUCUGUGCCCAAAACAGUUUGAGCUUCUACUUCUAAAAAUCCACCUUUCCAGAAAUAAGACCACCCCUCAUCACUGUCAAACGCUCCCUAAAACACUUUAGCGAGCAGGCCUUCCUAAUUGACCUGGCCCAGGUAUCCUGGAUGGAUAUCGAUCUCAUUCCGUCAGUAGAGGAUGCCUGGUUGUUCUUUAAAAGUGCUUUCCUCUCAAUCUUAAAUAAGCAUUCCCCAUUCAAAAAAUUCAGAACUAAGAACAGAUAUAGCCCCUGGAUCUCCUCAGACUUGACUGCCCUUGACCAGCACAAAAACAUCCUGUGGCGUACUGCAUUAGCAUCGAAUAGCCCCCGCGAUAUGCAACUUUUCAGGGAAGUCAAGAACCAAUAUACACAAGCAGUUAGGAAAGCAAAGGUUAUCUUUUUCGAACAGAAAUUUGAAUGCUGUAGCACUAACUCCAAAAAGUUUUGGGACACUGUAAAGUCCAUGGAGAAUAAGAGCACCUCCUCCCAGCUGCCCACUGCACUGAGGCUAGGAAACACUGUCACCAUCGAUAAAUCUACAAUAAUCGAGAAUUUCAACAAGCAUUUUGCUACGGCUGGCCAUGCUUUCCACCUGGCUACCACUACCACGGUCACCAGCUCUGCACCCUCCGCUGCAACUUGCCCAUGCCCCCCCCGCUUCUCCUUCACACAAAUUCAGACAGCUGAUGUUCUGAAAGAGCUGCAAAAUCUGGACCCCUACAAAUCAUCUGGGCUAGACAAUCUGGACCCUUUCUUUCAAAAAAUAGCAGCCGAAAUUGUCCCAAACCCUAUUACUAGCCUGUUCAACCUCUCUUUCGUAACGUCUGAGAUCCCCAGAGAUUGGAAAGCUGUCGCGGUCAUCCCCCUCUUCAAAGGGGGUGACACUCUAGAUCCAAACUGUUACAGACCUAUAUCCAUCCUGCCCUGCCUUUCGAACGUUUUUGAAAGCCAAGUUAACAAACAGAUCACCGACCAUUUCGAAUCCCACCGUACCUUCUCCGCUAUGCAAUCUGGUUUCCGAGCUGGUCAUGGGUGCCACGCUCAAGGUCCUAAACGAUAUUAUAACCGCAAUCGAUAAUAGACAGUACUGUGCAGCCGUCUUCAUCGACCUGGCCAAGGCUUUCGACUCUGUCAACCACCGCAUUCUUAUUGGCAGACUAAAUAGCCUUGGUUUCUCAAAUGACUGCCUCGCCUGGUUCACCAACUACUUCUCAGAUAGAGUUCAAUGUGUCAAAUCGGAGGGCCUGUUGUCUGGACCUAUGGCAGUCUCUAUGGGGGUGGCACAGGGUUCAAUUCUUGGGCCGACUCUUUUCUCCGUGUAUAUCAAUGAUAUCGCUCUUGCUGCUGGUGACUCUCAGAUCCACCUCUACGCAGACGACACCAUUUUGUAUACAUCUGGCCCUUCAUUGGACACUGUGUUAACAAACCUCCAAACGAGCUUCACUGCCAUACAACACUCCUUCCGUAGCCUCCAACUGCUCUUAAACACUAGUAAAACUAAAUGCAUGCUCUUCAAUCGAAUGCUGCUGGCACCCGCCCACCCGACUAGAAUCACUACUCUCGACGGGUCUGACCUAGAGUAUGUGGACAACUACAAAUACCUAGGUGUCUGGUUAGACUGUAAACUCUCCUUCCAGACUCACAUUAAGCAUCUCCAAUCCAAAGUUAAAUCUAGAAUCGGCUUCCUAUUUCGCAACAAAGCCUCCUUCACUCAUGCUGCCAAACAUGCCCUCGUAAAACUGACUAUCCUACCGAUCCUUGACUUCGGCGAUGUCAUUUACAAAAUAGCCUCCAACACUCUACUCAGCAAAUUGGAUGUAUUCUAUCACAGUGCCAUCUGUUUUGUCACCAAAGCCCCAUAUACUACCCACCACUGUGACCUGUACGCUCUCGUUGGCUGGCCCUCACUACAUAUUCGUCGCCAAACCCACUGGCUCCAUGCCAUCUAUAAAUCACUGCUAGGCAAAUCCCCGCCUUAUCUUAGUUCAUUGGUCACCAUAGCAACACCCACCCGUAGUAUGCGCUCCAGCAGGUAUAUCUCACUGGUCAUCCCCAAAGCCAACACCUCCUUUGGCCGCCAUUCCUUCCAGUUCUCUGCUGCCAAUGACUGGAACGAACUGCAAAAAUCUCUGAAGCUGGAGACUCUUAUCUCCCUCAAUAACUUUAAGCAUCAGUUGUCAGAGCACCAGAUCACUGCACCUGUACACAGCCCAUCUGAAAUUAGCCCACCCAACUACCUCAUCCCCAUAUUGUUAUUUAUUUUGCUCAUUUGCACCCCAGUAUCUCUAUUUGCACAUCAUCUCUUGCACAUCUAUCAUUCCAGUGUUAAUACUAAUUGUAAUUAUUUUGCACCAUGGCCUAUUUAUUGCCUUACCUCCAUAACUUGCUACAUUUGCACACACUGUAUAUAUAUCUUCUGUUGUAUUUUUGACUUUAUGUUUUGUUUUACCCCAUAUGUAACUCUGUGUUGUUGUUUUUAUCGCACUGCUUUGCUUUAUCUUGGCCGGGUCGCAGUUGUAAAUGAGAACUUGUUCUCCACUGGCUUCUUACCUGGUUAAAUAAAGGCUUCUUACCUGGUUAAAUAAAGGCUUCUUACCUGGUUAAAUAAAGGCUUCUUACCUGGUUAAAUAAAGGUGAAAUUAAAAAAAUCAGAAGCAAGGUCUUAACAAAUGCUGCUCUGUGACAUCACAGGGUAGGAUUAAAAGUUUUUUUUUUUUAAACAGUGAUUUUCAAAACCAGCAAUGAGUUUCUAGCCAGAGGGGGGGUAUUUUCCAGCUCCCCACGACACUACGAAUCUCAUAGUGUUUCAAAAUCACUGUUUUAAAAACUUCAUAUUUGUUUCUUCAAAACAUAGAAAUGUGUAGUUUUCACAUAUGUAGACACUGGUAUUGUGCUGGAGACAAUGAACAUGAGGUUGAACAGUGGUGGAGUUACCAUUUUACGGUCUCCAUCCAGCCCACUUUAAUUAAAUCCUCUCACCACAUUUCAUCACCCAGCAGAGUCUGUUCAUUAUGUAGUCUGUUCUGUUCAUUAUGUAGUCUGUUCUGUUCAUUAUGUAGUCUGUUCUGUUCAUUAUGUAGUCUGUUCUGUUCAUUAUGUAGUCUGUUCUGUUCAUUAUGUAGUCUGUUCUGUUCAUUAUGUAGUCUGUUCUGUUCAUGAUGUAGUCUGUUCAUUAUGUAGUCUGUUCUGUUCAUUAUGUAGUCUGUUCUGUUCAUUAUGUAGUCUGUUCAUUAUGUAGUCUGUUCUGUCAUUAUGUAGUCUGUUCUGUUCAUUAUGUAGUCUGUUCAUUAUGUAGUCUGUUCUGUUCAUUAUGUAGUCUGUUCUGUUCAUUAUGUAGUCUGUUCAUUAUGUAGUCUGUUCUGUUCAUUAUGUAGUCUGUUCUGUUCAUUAUGUAGUCUGUUCAUUAUGUAGUCUGUUCAUUAUGUAGUCUGUUGUGUUCAUUAUGUAGUCUGCUCAUUAUGUAGUCUGUUCUGUUCAUUAUGUAGUCUGUUCAUUAUGUAGUCUGUUCUGUUCAUUAUGUAGUCUGUUCUGUUCAUUAUGUAGUCUGUUCAUUAUGUAGUCUGUUCUGUUCAUUAUGUAGUCUGUUCUGUUCAUUAUGUAGUCUGUUCAUUAUGUAGUCUGUUCAUUAUGUAGUCUGUUCUGUUCAUUAUGUAGUCUGUUCUGUUCAUUAUGUAGUCUGUUCAUUAUGUAGUCUGUUCUGUUCAUUAUGUAGUCUGUUCUGUUCAUUAUGUAGUCUGUUCAUUAUGUAGUCUGUUCUGUUCAUUAUGUAGUCUGUUCUGUUCAUUAUGUAGUCUGUUCUGUUCAUUAUGUAGUCUGUUCUGUUCAUUAUGUAGUCUGUUCUGUUCAUUAUGUAGUCUGUUCUGUUCAUGAUGUAGUCUGUUCAUUAUGUAGUCUGUUCUGUUCAUUAUGUAGUCUGUUCUGUUCAUUAUGUAGUCUGUUCAUUAUGUAGUCUGUUCUGUUCAUUAUGUAGUCUGUUCUGUUCAUUAUGUAGUCUGUUCAUUAUGUAGUCUGUUCUGUUCAUUAUGUAGUCUGUUCUGUUCAUUAUGAUGUCUGUUCAUUAUGUAGUCUGUUCUGUUCAUUAUGUAGUCUGUUCUGUUCAUUAUGUAGUCUGUUCAUUAUGUAGUCUGUUCAUUAUGUAGUCUGUUGUGUUCAUUAUGUAGUCUGCUCAUUAUGUAGUUUGUUCAUUAUGUAGUCUGUUCAUUAUGUACUUUUCUGUUCAUUAUUUUAUUUCUGUUCUGUUCAUUAUGUAGUCUGUUCAUUAUGUAGUCUGUUCUGUUCAUUAUGUAGUCUGUUCUGUUCAUUAUGUAGUCUGUUCAUUAUGUAGUCUGUUCAUUAUGUAGUCUGUUCUGUUCAUUAUGUAGUCUGUUCUGUUCAUUAUGUAGUCUGUUCAUUAUGUAGUCUGUUCUGUUCAUUAUGUGUCUGUUCUGUUCAUUAUGUAGUCUGUUCAUUAUGUAGUCUGUUCUGUUCAUUAUGUAGUCUGUUCUGUUCAUUAUGUAGUCUGUUCUGUCAUUAUGUAGUCUGUUCUGUUCAUUAUGUAGUCUGUUCUGUUCAUUAUGUAGUCUGUUCUGUUCAUGAUGUAGUCUGUUCAUUAUGUAGUCUGUUCUGUUCAUUAUGUAGUCUGUUCUGUUCAUUAUGUAGUCUGUUCAUUAUGUAGUCUGUUCUGUUCAUUAUGUAGUCUGUUCUGUUCAUUAUGUAGUCUGUUCAUUAUGUAGUCUGUUCUGUUCAUUAUGUAGUCUGUUCUGUUCAUUAUGUAGUCUGUUCAUUAUGUAGUCUGUUCUGUUCAUUAUGUAGUCUGUUCUGUUCAUUAUGUAGUCUGUUCAUUAUGUAGUCUGUUCAUUAUGUAGUCUGUUGUGUUCAUUAUGUAGUCUGCUCAUUAUGUAGUCUGUUCUGUUCAUUAUGUAGUCUGUUCAUUAUGUAGUCUGUUCUGUUCAUUAUGUAGUCUGUUCUGUUCAUUAUGUAGUCUGUUCAUUAUGUAGUCUGUUCUGUUCAUUAUGUAGUCUGUUCUGUUCAUUAUGUAGUCUGUUCAUUAUGUAGUCUGUUCAUUAUGUAGUCUGUUCUGUUCAUUAUGUAGUCUGGUCUGUUCAUUAUGUAGUCUGUUCAUUAUGUAGUCUGUUCUGUUCAUUAUGUAGUCUGUUCUGUUCAUUAUGUAGUCUGUUCUGUUCAUUAUGUAGUCUGUUCUGUUCAUUUUGUAGUCUGUUCUGUUCAUUAUGUAGUCUAUUCAUUAUGUAGUCUGUUCUGUUCAUUAUGUAGUCUGUUCAUUAUGUAGUCUGUUCUGUUCAUUGUGUAGUCUGUUCAUUAUGUAGUCUGUUCAUUAUGUAGUCUGUUCUGUUCAUUAUGUAGUCUGUUCAUUAUGUAGUCUGUUCAUUAUGUAGUCUGUUCAUUAUGUAGUCUGUUCUGUUCAUUAUGUAGUCUUUUCUGUUCAUUAUGUAGUCUGUUCAUUAUGUAGUCUGUUCAUUAUGUAGUCUGUUCUGUUCAUUAUGUAGUCUGUUCUGUUCAUUAUGUAGUCUGUUCAUUAUGUAGUCUGUUCUGUUCAUUAUGUAGUCUGUUCAUUAUGUAGUCUGUUCUGUUCAUUAUGUAGUCUGUUCUGUUCAUUAUGUAGUCUGUUCAUUAUGUAGUCUGUUCAUUAUGUAGUCUGUUCUGUUCAUUAUGUAGUCUAUUCUGUUCAUUAUGUAGUCUGUUCAUUAUGUAGUCUGUUCUGUUCAUUUUGUAGUCUGUUCAUUAUGUAGUCUGUUCUGUUCAUUUUGUAGUCUGUUCAUUAUGUAGUCUGUUCUGUUCAUUUUGUAGUCUGUUCAUUAUGUAGUCUGUUCUGUUCAUUAUGUAGUCUGUUCAUUAUGAAGUCUGUUCUGUUCAUUAUGUAGUCUGUUCAUUAUGUAGUCUGUUCUGUUCAUUAUGUAGUCUGUUCAUAUGUAGUCUGUUCUGUUCAUUAUGUAGUCUGUUCUGUUCAUUAUGUAGUCUGUUCAUUAUGUAAUCUGUUCAUUAUGUAGUCUGAUCAUUAUGUAGUCUGUUCAUUAUGUAGUCUGUUCUGUUCAUUAUGUAGUCUGUUCUGUUCAUUAUGUAGUCUGUUCUGUUCAUUAUGUAGUCUGAUCUGUUCAUUAUGUAGUCUUUUCAUUAUGUAGUCUGUUCAUUAUGUAGUCUGAUCUGUUCAUUAUGUAGUCUUUUCAUUAUGUAGUCUGUUCAUUAUGUAGUCUGUUCAUUAUGUAGUCUGUUCAUUAUGUAGUCUGAUCAUUAUGUAGUCUGAUCAUUAUGUAGUCUGUCUCUGUUCAUCUUUCAUGGUCCUCCUAUUUCUAUUCUAAGAGGUAAUGAUGCUUUACAUUUUUACAGUGCCUUGCAAAAGUAUUCAUCCCCCUUAGCGUUUUUCCUAUUUUGUUGCAUUACAACCUGUAAUUGAAAUUUAUUUUUAUUUGGAUUUCAUGUAAUGGACAUACACAAAAUAGUCCAAAUUGGUGAAGUGAAAUGAAAAAAAUAAAAAAUUCAAAAAACUCUACUAAAUAAAUGGUGGUGCGUGCAUAUGUAUUCACCAUGAAGACCAAGGAGCUCUCCAAACAGGUCAGGGACAAAGUUGUGGAGAAGUACAGAUCAGGGUUGGGUUAUAAAAAAAUAUCUGAAACUUUGAACAUCCCACGGAGCACCAUUAAAUCCAUUAUUUAAAAAUUGAAAGAAUAUGGCACCACAACAAACCUGCCAAGAGAGGGCCGCCUUCCAAAACUCACGGACCAGGCAAGGAGGGCAUUAAUCAGAGAGGCAACAAAGAGACCAAAGAUAACCCUGAAGGAGCUGCAAGGCUCCACAGCAGAGAUUGGGGUAUCUGUCCAUAAGACCACUUUAAGCCAUACACUCCACAGAGCUGGGUUUUAUGGAAGAGUGAUCAGAAAAAAGCCAAUAAGCAAACACGUUUGGUGUCUGCCAAAAGGCAUGUGGGAGACUCCCCAAACAUAUGGAAAAGGGUACUCUGGUCAGAUGAGACUAAAAUUGACUUUUCUGGCCAUCAAGGAAAAUGCUACGUCUGGCGCAAACCGAACACCUCUCAUCACCCCGAGAACACCAUCGACAAGGACUGGGAAACUGGUCAGAAUUGAAGGAAUGAUGGAUGGCACUAAAUACAGGGAAAUUCUUGAGGGAAACCUGUUUCAGUCUUCCAGAGAUUUGAGACUGGGACGGAGGUUCACCUUCCAGCAGGACAAUGACCCUAAGCAUACUGCUAAAGCAACACUCGAGUGGUUUAAGGGGAAACAUUUACAUGUCUUGGAAUGGCCUAGUCAAAGUCCAGACCUCAAUCCUAUUGAGAAUCUGUGGUAUGACUUAAAGAUUGCUGUACACCAGCGGAACCCAUCCAACUUGAAGGAGCUGGAGCAAUUUUGCCUUGAAGAAUGGGCAGAAAUCCCAGUGGCUAGAUGUACCAAGCUUAUAGAGACAUACCCCAAGAGACUUGUAGCUGUAAUUGCUGCAAAAGGUGGCUCUACAAAGUAUUGACUUUGGGGGGGUGAAUAGUUAUGCACGCUCAAGUUUUCUUGUUUGUUUCACAAGAAACAUAUUUUGCGUCUUCAAAGUGGUAGGCAUGUUGUGUAAAUCAAAUGAUACAAACCCCCCAAAAAUCCAUUUUAAUUCCAGGUUGUAAGGCAACAAAAUAGGAAAAAUGCCAAGGGGGUUGAAUACUUUCGCUAGCCACUGUAUAUGAUUUUCUCUGUCUCUGCUCUCCCCUGGCACUCUUAGGCUUGUUGGAAGAGGAAAUCGAUCUUGUUUUACUUUUAAAGAUGCAGUCCUCAGUCUUUCUGUCUGUCCUACAGUAAAGGCUGUAACAUUACUCGUUGUAAAUUAAUGCUUUUGCAGACACAAAAUGCAUUUUGGCCAUGCAUGUUUCUCUGUGUCUGCUCUGUCCUGUCACUCUUCGUGGCAUUGUUUUGUUUUAAAGCUAAUUUUAAAAAUGUGUCUGUCUGCUUAAUAUGGCCCUAACCUUGCUGUUUUGUCCACUGGGAAUGUUUGUAGACAUAAACAGAGAUUGAGGAGCUGCUUUAAAAUGUGUCUGUCCUGAUUAUUCUGUGUCUCUCACUCUCUUCUCCCUCUCUACCCACUCUCUUCUCCCUCUCUCCUCCCCCUCUCUACCCACUCUCUUCUCCCCCUCUCUUCUCCCUCUCUACUCUCUCUCUUCUCCCUCUCUCCUCCCCCUCUCUACCCUCUCUUCUCCCUCUCUCUUCUCCCUCUCUCUUCUCCCUCUCUACCCUCUCUCUUCUCCCUCUCUCUUCUUCCCCUCUCUUCCCCCCUCUACCCUCUUUCUUCCCCCUCUCUUCCCCCUCUCUCUUCUCCCUUUCUCUUCUCCCUCUCUCUUCUCCCUCUCUCUUCUCCCUCUCUACCCUCUCUCUUCUCCCUCUCUCUUCUCCCUCUCUCUUCUCCCUCUCUACCCUCUCUAUUCUCCCUCUCCUCCCCCUCUCUCUUCUCCCUCUCCUCCCUUCCUCUCCCUGCUCUCUCCCUCUGCAGGAAGGAGUUCUGUGAGCUGUGUAUGGCUAAAGACAGACAGACCAACAAAGUCUUUGUCUGUAAGAAGUUUCUCAAGAAGGACGGGAGGAAAGUACGCAAGGCUGCCAAGAAUGAAAUCCUGAUCCUCAAAAUGUACGUGAUCUCUUGA
Molecule: messenger RNA, 14370 nt
Organism: Coregonus sp. 'balchen'
Lineage: Eukaryota; Metazoa; Chordata; Actinopteri; Salmoniformes; Salmonidae
Source: the annotation of a GenBank genome assembly